Molecule: messenger RNA, 1488 nt
Organism: Rubroshorea leprosula
Lineage: Eukaryota; Viridiplantae; Streptophyta; Magnoliopsida; Malvales; Dipterocarpaceae
Source: the annotation of a GenBank genome assembly
CACAUUUGUAAUACCCUUCUACUUUAUGAGGGCAUAAGCCCUAGUUUCACCUCCAUAAAAAAUAUCAAGUUCAAUAUAUAUAACAUAGAAUGGUUGGGUUGGGGAACAAAAGCAAGCAUCCUUUAAUCGCCUCUAGGAUGGUUUGCUCGUAAGGCCAAGUUGAAACUAUCAAAAUUUCAAAAUAAUCAAUCUUUGAGUUAUAUCCACAUUAAUCACCUCUAGAAUUACUCUAGCCCUAGGGCUUUCUGCUCUCCCAUGAGAGUAGUUUCCUCCGUAGCCUAUGGAAGCCAUUGUUAGGCGCUCCAAAAUGCUAUUUUCCGUCCUCUUCCUGCUGCCUCACCUCCCCUGUAAAUUCUGGCCUCCAACUUUCCUUCUACUUUCCAUUAGACUCUGUUUAAAGUUUUCCAUUCAAUCCAAUAAAACCCAAAAACAUUUCCUACAUCUUUUCUUCCCUAGUCAUCAGCCUAAAACUAUCAAACCAAUGUUCCAACUCUAGAUCUUAUUUCAUGGCAAUGCCAAGCUAUUCCCCUAAAUUAACAUCUCAAAACACCAAUUUAUGGGUCAGAUCAUUCUUUUCUUUGCACUUGGUUCAAGGAUACUCAGAAAAAAGGAUCAUAUUUCUCUAAAGCUUGUUACAUUUUGGAAAGAGCUUUUGAAAUUCAUUACAGCUUGGGUGGAUAGCAGUGUUUUUCAGGUGAAAUCUCCUCUUGAAACCCUUCUUGGAUUGCUUGGUUGUUGGGUAUUAGCAUUUAGAAUUAAUUUCUAAUCUUAUCGACGCAAUGGCAAGUAGUGUUCGAACCGUCACCAAUUUUGCAACAGGUGCAAAUGUUUGAUGAUAGUCAAGUCCCUCUACUUAGGUGAAUCCUUGUGCUACCAAUCUAGCUUUGUAAAAUUCCACUGUUCCAUUUGGUCUAUACUUGAUUUUGUAUACCCAUUUUGAGCCUAUGGCCUAUUUACCAAGAGGCGAAGAUUCUAGUGUCCAAGUGCUGUUCCGUUCAGGGGCCUGUAUCUUAAUCUUCAUUGCUUCUCUCCAUUUCUCAUUUCCAAUGGCCUGGGAAAAAGUCUUUGGCUCAUCCAUGGAUGUGAUGGCGGUAAGAUAAGCUUGAUGGUUAGGGGAAAAAGAUGCAUAGGACACAUGAUUGGACAGUGGAUAAAGAGUACCUGAGUUUAUUGAGUAGAAGGGGACCUGCUUAGGAUCAACUGAUGGUGGAAUAUUGCAAACAUUAUCAUCAAAGUGUUUGGGUGCAUGUUGCUCGUGAUGUGGCCGUGAUGGUGGAAGCACUUAGGGUAUAGACUCCGGUUCGGAUUCUGAAUGAUUUGUAGAAGAUGUGGGAUGGAUGUCAGUUUCAUGAGGAAUGACAACAUUCUCUAUCUUGUCGACAAUAAUUGUUUUGUCUUCUUGUAGGUUGUUGGUUCAGUUGAUGGAUAAGCAUGGGUCUUCAGAACCAUGUUCUAUGACAUUAGAGUUAGUAAAUGCUAAUUUUUCUU